UUGAAAAUAUUCGUAAUGGAGGUUAUUCAGGAUUAUUAACUUAUUCCUCAAUAUUUUAUCCAAUUGAAACUCCUCAGAUUGGUUUUUGGGAUACAUUAGAUUUUAUUGGUAUGGAUUUUUAUUUACCUCUUCUCAAUAUAACAAACGAUAGUAGCAUACCUUCUUAUCAAGAUAUGAUUGAAUCUUUUUCUGGUUAUUUUCAAUAUUUUAAAUUAUGGCUAAGUAAUCAGUCAUCAAAUGUCAGUUCGAAACCAGUUAUAUUCACAGAAGUUGGAUAUCCAAGUUCAUUGGCUGGACUUGCUAUGCCAUCAUCUACCCCACCUGCUCAAUGUAUUGAUAAUUAUAGUGCAAAUCUUACAUUACAAAAUAUGGCCUUUAAAGCACUUUUUCAAGCUCUUGAUGAGAAUAGUGGAAUAUUUAAUGGAACUAUUAUAUUUUGGUGGGAUAAUCCAUCGUCAAGUGAUUCAUAUAAUGAAAGAGAUUCGAAUAACUGGGGAUGUUCAUGGACAGUUCGUGGUAAACCAGCAGAAUGUACAAUAGCAGAAGCAUUUGGCGGAGAAUGUUCAUCGGAUCGGAGCAGUCCGGCUAACAUUAGUAAUAUAAUAUCAAUGAAUAUAAAACUAUUUCUUUGUAUUAUAUUAUUGUUUGCACUGUACAUAUAA
This is a messenger RNA of Didymodactylos carnosus, 662 nucleotides long. The record is from the annotation of a GenBank genome assembly. Lineage: Eukaryota; Metazoa; Rotifera; Eurotatoria; Philodinida; Philodinidae.